Lactuca sativa (garden lettuce) is the source of this 942-nucleotide messenger RNA. Lineage: Eukaryota; Viridiplantae; Streptophyta; Magnoliopsida; Asterales; Asteraceae. The record is from RefSeq and is a predicted model, not a curated record.
AUGAUUAGACGUCUUCCGGCAAACAUUUGUAUGUUGAAACAUCUGAAGUCCCUCAAACUUAUAUGGUGUUGCCUCCUCGAGGAGUUACCUAAGAAUCUUGACCUAUUAGAACAUUUAGAGGAGCUAGAUUUGUCAUAUACAAAGAUUAAGCAGCUUCCAAGUAGCAUCUGUAUGCUGAAACAUCUGAAAUCUCUGGAUAUUUCUUGUUCAUUGCUUGAGAAGUUACCUGAAGAUCUUGACCAAUUAGAAUGUUUAGAGGUGCUUAGCCUAUGGACAUGUGAAUUUUUACAAGAUAUCCCGAAUAGCAUCUGUGAGAUGAAAUGUCUAAAAUAUUUCUAUCUCCAAGAUUGUAUUCGAGUUGAGAAAUUGCCCGAGGAAUUUGGACGUUUGGAAUGUUUAGAAGUGUUAAAUAUAGAAGGAACAAUGAAGGAGCACAUAUAUCUUCACUUGGGUCAUCUACCACCAGAGGCUCUCAAGAAGAGACUUCCUUGCUUCUCUGGAAUUGCUGCCAUCUUUGGCUCUUUGCUGGUGUUGAUGUUACAAAGAAGCCAAUUCCAGUUUUGCCUUACUGUCCAUUACAACAUGGGUGGGAUCCCAACUAAUUACCAUGAGAGGCAUGUUGAUUUUUGUAUGCAUCGAGUCAAUUUGUUGCGACAUUAUGGUGUUAAACCUAUUUUAGUCUUUGAUGGAGGUCAUUUACCAAUGAAGAAUGAGCAGAAGAUUAAGCGUGCUAGGUCAAGAAAGGAAAAUCUUGCCCGUGCUAUUGAGCAUGAAUCAUUUGGAAAUACAUUAGUAGCUUAUGAAUGCUAUAAAAAAGUUGUGGAUAUAUCACCUACAAUUGCGUAUGAACUAAUUUUGGCGUUCCCUACUAACCAGAAAAAAGCCACCACAAAUUGUGAAUGUGCUGUUUGCAAACAGAAGCAAACUCAUAUGUUUUUUUAG